This is a messenger RNA of Loxodonta africana (African savanna elephant), 825 nucleotides long. Its product is annotated as small ribosomal subunit protein uS2-like. Gene Ontology annotation, molecular function: structural constituent of ribosome. Lineage: Eukaryota; Metazoa; Chordata; Mammalia; Proboscidea; Elephantidae. The record is from RefSeq and is a predicted model, not a curated record. Gene Ontology annotation, biological process: ribosomal small subunit assembly; cytoplasmic translation. Gene Ontology annotation, cellular component: cytosolic small ribosomal subunit; ribosome; 90S preribosome.
AUAUCCAGAGGCCUUGAUGUCCUGCAGAUGAAGGAGGAGGAUGUCCUCAAAUUCUCUGCAGCAGGAACCCACUUAGGUGGUGUCAAACUUGACUUCCAAAUGGAACAGUACAUCUAUAAAAGGGAAAGUGAUGACAUCUUCAUCACAACACUGAAGAGGACCUGGGAGAAGCUUCUGUUGGCAGCUUGGAUGGCCAUUGUUGCCACUGAAAAGCUGGCUGAUGUCUGUGUCAUAUCCUCCAGGAAUACAGGCCAGCAGACUGUGCUGAAGUUUGCUGCUGCCACUGGAGCCACUCCUAUUGCUGCAUGCUUCACCCCUGGAACCUUCAGUCACGAAAUCCAAGCAGCCUUCCAGAAGCUGUGCCUUUUAGCGGUCACUUAUCCCAAGGCUGACCACCAGCCUCACACAGAGCUCUCUUGCAUGAACCUGCCCACCAUUGUUGUGUGUAACACAGAUUCUCCUCUCCACUCUGUGGGCAUUGCCAUCCUAUGCAACAAGGGACCUCACUCAGUGGGUCUGAUGUGGUAUAUGCUGGCCCUGGAGUUUCUGCACAUGCAUGGCACCAUCUCCCAGGAGCAUCUGUGGGAGGUCAUACCUCACCUCUACUUUUACAGAGAUCCAGAAGAGAUCAAAAAGGAAGAGCAGGCCACUACUCAAAAUGACAUGACCAAGGAAGAAUUUCAGGAUGAAUGGACUGCUCCUGCUCCUGGAUUUACUGCUGCUCAGCCUGAGGUCACAGAGCAAUUCCCUACAGAAGACUAGAGUUCUCAGCCUGCACCUGCAGACUGGUCUGCAGCCCCCACUGCCCAGGCACUUAGUAGGUAA